AGUGUGGACUCAGCGGAGCUGCCCUCACCUGGGUGCGAACCCCGCCGGCCCGGGGUUGAGGGGGGACCGGUGGGCUGUGUGAUAUGGCAAUGAGCCCCGUGCUGUCGGAGUUCCUGCGAGAGCUCCCAGGCUGGUUCCUGCUCUCGGGCAUCUUCCUGCCCGUGACUUUGCUGCUGUUCCUUCUCAUUGCCUACUUCAGGAUCAAGCUGAUGGAGGUUAAUGAAGAACUGUCACAGACUCCUGAUCACCAACACAAUCAUAAGGCUAGCUCUUCCCGGUACCAGAGAAAGAAACAGACGUGACUGUUGGGGACUGAUCAAUGGCUAAAGCACAGUCAAUUUCUACUGGUCGGAGAGCAACGGUCAAUGGCUUAGCAAAUAGUUAAUAAACUAGAACCACAGCAAGACAAAAAGAACACUAAGAUGCUUGUUCUGAAAAGUGGUUCAAGAGGACAGCUAUGAGACUCGACUUAAAUAGCAGUUCUUUGGCGAGUC
Molecule: messenger RNA, 494 nt
Organism: Balaenoptera acutorostrata (minke whale)
Lineage: Eukaryota; Metazoa; Chordata; Mammalia; Artiodactyla; Balaenopteridae
Gene: SMLR1
Product: small leucine rich protein 1
Exons: 2
Coding region: 84-302 (72 amino acids)
Source: RefSeq, a predicted model, not a curated record